AUGGAUAAUGAUUUGGGAGAUCCGUAUGCUGACCCCAAUUUCUCCCGCGAGCCAGUCGUUAAGGACGUUGAAUUCCUCACUGUUGAGGGUGGUUGGGGCGGUCAGCUCAUUGCCGCAAGCUUGAUUAAGACGGGUGUUUUCGACCUUCUCAUCGUCGAGAAAGUUGGCGACUUUGGCGGCAUAUGGUACUGGAAUCGUUACCCAGGUGCAGUUUGUGAUAUAGAGGCAUACAUUUAUAUGCCGCUGCUGGAGGAAUUGGGUUAUAUUCCAACAAAAAAGUACGCAAGGAGCCACGACCUCUAUGACAAGUCUCUUUUCCAGACUGAAGUCCUCGCGCUGGAUUGGGAUCAAAGCAGUCAGCAAUGGUCUGCAACAACACACCGCAACGACCGGAUCUGUGCUAAAUUUGUCGCAACUGCCAGCGGCCUGCUACAUAAUCCAAAAUUGUCGGGUAUUCCAGGGAUCGGCGCGUUCAAAGGACACAGUUUUCAUACAACUCGGUGGGAUUACAGCUAUACUGGCGGCGACACGGCUGGUGGACUUGAUAGAAUCAGCGAUAAAGGCAUCGGGAUCAUCGGAACAGGAGUGACAUCGAUCCAAGCAAUCCCGCACCUUGCAGAAGGGGCAAAGCAUCCCUAUGUAUUUCAACGGACACCAUCUUCAAUUGAUAUUCGGAAAGAUGGGCCAAUAGACUGGGAUGAGGACCUGAUCAACGACAACUUGACUGACAUCCUUCACAACCUUGCCAUCUUUGGUGGCCCAAGCCAAGGGACCGCAGCCGCUCAAAAUCAGAACAAGCUGCACCUAGCAGAUUUCCACAAAAUUAACCCGAUUCGCGCUCGCGUCGACGGUCCCAAUUUCAAGUUUCCAUCAAGUCCUACUUAUAAUGAGUCAGAUUUUCUCAGAUAUUAG
This is a messenger RNA of Coccidioides posadasii C735 delta SOWgp, 912 nucleotides long. The record is from RefSeq and is a predicted model, not a curated record. Lineage: Eukaryota; Fungi; Ascomycota; Eurotiomycetes; Onygenales; Onygenaceae.